Molecule: messenger RNA, 5953 nt
Organism: Drosophila sulfurigaster albostrigata
Lineage: Eukaryota; Metazoa; Arthropoda; Insecta; Diptera; Drosophilidae
Product: protein suppressor of variegation 3-7-like
Biological process (GO): unsaturated fatty acid biosynthetic process
Cellular component (GO): endoplasmic reticulum membrane
Molecular function (GO): iron ion binding; stearoyl-CoA 9-desaturase activity; DNA binding
Source: RefSeq, a predicted model, not a curated record
GGCUACGAUCAUUUGUCUACGGAUCGCCGUCGCGUAGAGUUCGUUAGAUGGUCGCAGCGCAAAAAAAUAAGUAUAAUACAAGAAAAACAUUAAAGCGCAAAGUAAACACACACAUCAGAGAUUGUACAGUUGUACUGUAUAUAUAGAGCACAGAGGGCCGAAAGGGCCGUGUCCAAGAGCCAAGUUGAGUGUUGAGUGCGAGCGGCAAAAGAAAAGCGAACGAAAAAUAGGCGACAAAAAGCCGAGAAAAAAAAAGUAAAAAGUACUUACACCGCUGCAAUUAAAUUUUGUUGUUGUUGUCGUGUGUAAAUCUGUGAAGAAAGUUCGGAGUGGCAAUUACGAAACGUUUGUUUCUUCCGCCAGUGUUGUGUGUGUAUGAAGUGAAAACGAAAUCGAAACCAAGUCCGAAUCCUAAAUUCAACGAGACAAACAGAAAUGGGUCAUCUUACCGCAGCGGAGCGUGUGUGCAACACGACACCGAUGCCCAGCACAGGCGACUCCAGUCCGUCACAUGUGGCACGUCGCUCCAAGCUUAGCGCCAACAGCAGCGGCAGCGAGUCGCAGGGUCGUCGCAGCGAGGACUCGUCACCCGAGUCAAUGCCGCGUCCCAAGCCACAACAGACGCUGCUCGCCUCGCAUGCGGCCAGCAAGCCGAUAAUGGCGCCGCCAGCACCAAGGAAUAUUCCAAAUCAUCUGAUCGAAUAUAUACCCAAGGAUAAGAUCGAUAUGGAAAAGUAUACGCUCAACUUUAAGGGCGACAAUAUCCUCGGCUGGCAGUUUAAGGCGCCCCUCAAGUGGGAUAAAGUCAUUCAGAUAUCGCUUCUGCACUUAGUCGCCUUGUUCUUUUUGUUCACGUAUCCGAUAGCCAGACUGAAUGCCCUUACAGUUAUCUGGUCUCUGUUUAUGGGCGGCGUUGCUGGCUUUGGAGUGACAGCCGGAGCACAUCGUUUCUGGACACAUCGCAGCUAUAAGGCAAACACUCUGCUCCGUAGUUUACUGAUGAUCAGUUACUCAGUGGCUGGACAGAACACGUUGUACGAUUGGGUGCGCGAUCAUCGUGUGCAUCAUAAGUUCUCCGAAACGGAUGCCGAUCCUCACAAUGCCAAUCGUGGCUUCUUCUUCUCGCACGUUGGCUGGCUGAUGAUGCUGAAGCAUCCGGAUGUGUUGCGCCGGGGCAGACAGAUCGAUAUGACCGACAUUGUGGCCGAUCCUGUGGUGCAGUUCCAUCAGAAGUACUUCAUUCUGCUGAAGGUCAUGUUCUGUUUCGUGCUGCCCACCAUGAUACCCGUCUAUUGCUGGGGCGAGGAAUGGUCCCAGGCUUUUAUUCAGCAGUGCCUGUUCCGCUAUGUGUGCAGCUUGAACUUCACCUGGUCGGUGAACAGUGCAGCUCAUCUGUGGGGCUCUCGGCCAUACGACAAGCGCAUCAUGCCCAGUGAGAACAUCUAUGUCUCGAUCAUCUCGAUGGGCGAGGGCUGGCACAACUAUCACCAUGUCUUCCCCUGGGACUACAAAGCAGCUGAGCUCGGUGACUACAAGGUCAACUUCACCACCAUGGUUCUGGAUGCCUUCUCCCGCUUGGGCUGGGCCUGGGGCAUGAAGCAGCCGUCCAAUGAGCUGGUGCGUCGCACUUUCGAGAAAUACGGCGAUGGCACCCACCAGUCGCUGGUUGGCGUUAGCAAAACUGCCUCUGAGAAUGGCAACACUCAAAUGUGCGGACACAUCCAUUAUGCUGAGGUGCCGGAUCCUGAGCUGGAAUACGAUGCCGAAUCGAGCAGCACUGAGAGCGCCAAGCUGGAUGAGAACGAGAACGAAAGCGAGCGGCAGAAGAAGAAGAAGCUGGCUAUCAUGGAUACGAGCAAUCGCAAGUCUUCAGAUGAGCUCAACCCAAAUCAUAGUAAUGAUGCCGGUAAUGACAAAAUGGCGUCUCCGUCUUCAACAUCAAAAAGGCAGCAAAAACGGGUUGAACAUGAGCUCAAGAUUAUGGAAGUCGAGGGCGCAAUAGAUGAACCAAUUGAGCUUAACGAUGACGACAUCGAUGUGGACAAUGGGCCCAUAGUCGGUGAACUAGAGACAAUGCUUGUUGCUGCUGCCACUAAUAACAAUAACAUAGAGAUGCCACCAGAUCCGCUGCAUGAGUCAAUCCUGUCGAACACCAAGCCCGAAGCUAUCAGCGAUGUGGAGAGCAUUAACUCUUAUAGUGGACCAAUGAGCCUGCUGCGGCGUAUUGAUAGCAAUAAUGACGACAACGAUAAUGGUGAGGAGACGGAUGUAGAUACCUGUGGUGAUGGGGAUGGGGAUGGCGACGGCACUAGCAGCUGUAUAUCGCAUAGUGGCAACGAUGCCGAGCGCUGGCAAUCGUGGAUGAGGCGUUGGCCAUGGCUUCUGCACGAGGAGUCGGAUGGCGAUCUGGCCUUUUGCCUCUACUGCAAUGUUGGCAUCAAUGUGAACCGACAUCAGUCCUAUGUGCAACAGCACAACUUGUCGCUGUAUCACCAGGAGCGUGAGAACAACUACGUGGCAUUUAAAAACAGCGAGAAGCAAAAAGCAGCAAAUGCGGACAAUGAAAUUAAAUACGAGAUUGGCAGCAAUGAGUACAUCGUGUCCAUGAAGAAAAGGCGUGAUGACGAAGUGGAAACGUUGAACAAUUUUAAUUGGGAACGCUGGCUUAAGUGGCACUCGUGGCUGGAACGUUUUCAGUCGAGUGGCACAAUUGGUUUAUGUAAAUGUUGUAAUAUGCGCAUGAAUGUGGAAUUUUUUUACUUACGCAAACGUCACGAAGUCAGCAAGGGACAUCGCGACGCCUGGAGACAGCACGAAAGCAACUCGACACGUAAACGCAAACGAAGCCCGAGCCCCGUUGACAAAUCCACGGAACACGAAUGGGAACGGAGCAGUAAUAGCGUCAAAAAGCCGUCUGUGGAGACAGCUGUUGUAAGUUUGGUGGAUUCUGGCUUGGAAACUCCCGAUCCCAGUGACUGGUGCGAGCUCUUGCCAGACACAACACCGCAGCAAUGUCGCUGCACGCUCUGUGAUUGUCGCAUGGCCAUAAGCAGCUUUAUCCGACAUCUGAAGACUAAGGUCCACAUCAGCAAUCUGACGAACCAUACGCGCAACUCACAUGUGAGCUUGGAUCGCGGCGUUUGGGCACAAUACGCAGACAAACAUCCGUGGCUCGUUGCCGAUCCCAACGAUCCCACCUUGGCUUAUUGUCAUGUCUGUUGUCGACGCUUCAUGUACGGUCACUCGGAAAUCAAACGGAAGAACCACGAGAAUUCAGAGAAACAUCAGGCAGCAGUAGCAGCAGCAGCGGUCGCUGCAGUUGCUGGAGUUGGGGAGCUGCCAACUGAGGAUACCGUGGAGCAAAGCGCACCUGAACAUUCCUCGGCACCUACCGAAACCGAGAGCAUAGCCAGUGAUGAAGACUAUGUGGUGGCAGAUGAUCGACUCUCGACAGCAAAACCGAGUCCUGUUAAAAACAAGGACUCAAGUAAUGCGACUCGUAAGCCAAAGCAUGUGGUGCGUCAUUAUUCCUGGCUGCGUUACUCUAAAGAUCGCAAAGUCCAGCUGUGCAAAUACUGUCGCGUGCGUUUUCAAAACGAGUCGAGCAAAUUGCGACACGAUCAGAGUGCUCAUCACAAGCAAUUGAUGCAGAAAUUUAAGGAACGACAAGCGACACGUCGCAAACAACAGGAAUCGCAGCGCAAUCAAAAGGAUAACGACGAAGAAGAAAGUAACAGUGAUUCUGCUGCGCCCGCUAUGGUGGAGAAAGCUGCUGCCGAAGUAAAAUCUACAACGCAUGUUGCAACAAAGCCGACAAGUAAAAAAGCUGCAUUAAAUCGUGUGCCUGUUUCGAUGCAAGGCAAAGUCAUGGUAUGGAAGGAUCGCUUUCCCUGGCUCUCUUAUAAACGCGCCGAGCAGCGUUCCAAUUAUGGUUGGUGCAAGUUGUGCGAAAUCUCUGUGUUCAUUCCUAGCUUUAAGUUUGCCUCGAAGCAUCAACGCAGUACGCGACAUGUACGCUUGCGUAUCGAGCGCAAACGGCGAGCGGAACAAACUGCAGUAAGCGGCACAUCGUUGGCCACAGCAACCGCAGCAGCAUUGACCACGGGUGAGUCAAAGCAUAAGGCAGCCAUGGCCGAGUUGCAGGCCAAAUACAAUUGGUUGGAAGCGGAUGCCACCGAUGAGAAUCACUGUCAUUGCAAAAUCUGUGACGCCCGCCUGCCCAUCAAAGUAUUCUAUCUACGUCAACAUGAUGGCUCGCGGAAGCACAUGGAGCAUAUGGAGCGGCUUAAGACCAGCAGCCAAGUUGCUGCUGCAACGACUGAAACGACUGUUGAGCCCCCGCAGGAAGCCGUCAUGGAAGUGGAUCAGGACAGCGAUGGGGCGUUGAGCGUUAAGUCGGAAGGCAGCACCGUGGAGCAGAUGGAAUCGAAGCGAUCACGACGUUCAGCUGAGAUGCGACGUGUUUUGCGUGCCUUGCGUGACUCGGUCGGAAAGCGCAACGACGAGCGUAAUCAAAUUGAUAUGGCGUUCGAUAUCGUGCAACGUUUGCGUACACUAGAACGCGAGGCACAGGCGCUGCCUGUGUCGCCAGUGCGACAGCAGGGUGUUACAGAUGCAACGGUAGCACAACCGACUCGAGAUACUAUCGAUUUGUUCCUUGAUAGCAUAUCACAGACUAUGAAGAGCUUGCCCCCAGAUCUCGUUGCCGAGGGCAAGAUGAAGAUCAUGCAGGUCGUAUGUAACUUGGAAUUGCGCUGCAUGCAACGCUCAAAGUCACCAGCAUUAACAGCAGAAGCAUCGAUGGCAGUAGCAUCGACGGCGGUACCAUCGACGGUAGUAGCAUCGACGGCAGUAGGAUCGACAGCAGUAGCGAUAACAACAACCACACAACCGGACGUUGUGGUAAUGGAAACGACUCAGACAGCAACAAGCGAAAACUUAAAUGAUGAACCAGUAGCGUAUAAUGAUGCAGUUGAAACCAUUCCCGACUCGGGCGAUUCGGAGACAUCUUCUGUAAUACUGGACGAGCAGUUCUAUGAGACCCCGGCACACUUGCAGCUGCAACCAAACAAUAGUACUGACGCAACAUCUCAUUUACCUGAGUUAACGGUGACCACAAUGGUGGCCCCACGCAACAGAAAGAGUCUCGAUCAAAGUCCACCAAAUUCAAGCACUCCCAGCUCAUCAACAUCAGCCACAGCAGCAGCAACAUCAGCUGCUUCCAACGGUCGGCCGAAGGAAGUGCCUGUUAAUAUUCGUCGAAUAUUGCCAUCCACUGUGCAGGUUGCAUCCAAACUAGAGCAGCUUGACAAAGUUCGUGUGGUGCCCAUGGACAAGCUGACAAAUCCGGUGUCAAAUCAAAAUCAGAAUAAUGCUCGCAGAAGUGCAAACCCAGCGAGUAGUAAGCCACAGAAGCAACAGGUGAAUCGUACUCCUACUGUCGCCACCCCGCCAAGCAGUUCGAGUUCCAAAAUCUAUUCGGAGAUUAGCAAUGGUAUGAACAGCACAACUGUAUUUCGUAAGAUUCAUUUAAGCAAUGGGGUCGGCACCAAGAUCGUAGCUUACCAAAGGCCUCAUCAAACCGCACAAGAGCAGCAACAAUCACCGCCCGAGAAGCAGUUACAGCAUCAACAGCAGUUAAACAAACAACUUCAGCAACAAGCUAACUCAACACGUUUCACUAUCACCCCAAUGGGAAAUACAAGUUUGCUGCAGACCACUGGCCAAAACCAUAUCCAGAAUCAGAGCAACGUUCAGCUUCAAGCGAAGGCUCAACUACGUGCGCUUACUGCCCAUCGGCCGCCGAUGCGUCAUACGCCCAUUCAAAAGCCAUCACAAUCAUAAGAUCAAUAGCAGUAUUGCCUUUACAUCUGAAAAUUAUAAAUUACAUAUGUAUGACUAUUAAUUGUUAAGUUAAUGUUACUGAACUUUCGAAUGUUAAGAUUUAUACGAU